UGCUAUAGAUACAUUGUUUUAUUAUUACUGUAACAUUGUAACAAAUUAGAAAUCAAAGUCAGCUUUAUGUGACGAUAUCUAUGAUACAGCGGACGGACAUCAUCAUGUGACUGCGGACUGUACAGAACAUCAUCCCCCCCAUCCUGUCACUGUGUCGUCCUAUUGUGUGAAUACAGCCCAGUGGUCACUGGUGUCCAGUCAGACUUGUGCUACUACAGUAACAAUAGGGUAACCACAACAAGCUGCAGCAUACUGACCUCUAAUUACAAGUAUGGACACCAUAUAUAAGGAGCAGCUGAGACGUGUCUGCAGUGUACCUAGAACCUCCACCGCCUCACAACCAUGGUUGCCUACACAAGCCUCCUCCUGGUCGCUGCUCUCUGUACUGGUGCAGUUUACUCCUUGACCUGUUACACGUGCGCAUCUGAGAGCAGCAACAGCAACUGCAUGACGGUGACCAACUGCAGCGCCGCAGAAACCAACUGCAUGACCUCCGUGGUGGCCGGCGGAAUCGGGGGUUUCUCUGUCGCCACCAUUACUAAGACUUGUACCGCAGUCUGUGCAGAAACCGGAAUUAACGCUGUUGUGGUCUCAACAAAAGUGUCUUGCUGCACCACCGACCUGUGCAACACCAGCGGAACCAGCAGCAUCAAGGCCACCUACACCGUCCUCGCCGCAGCCCUGGCCGCCAUCGGGGUUCUCCUCAGAAGCUCCUCCAUGUAAUUUUCAGAUUUUAUUUAAAAAAAACAUCUA
Messenger RNA from Bufo bufo (common toad), 753 nucleotides. Its product is annotated as lymphocyte antigen 6E-like. The transcript is spliced from 3 exons. Lineage: Eukaryota; Metazoa; Chordata; Amphibia; Anura; Bufonidae. The coding region runs from base 343 to 723 and encodes 126 amino acids. The record is from RefSeq and is a predicted model, not a curated record.